Thermothielavioides terrestris NRRL 8126 is the source of this 2874-nucleotide messenger RNA. RefSeq lists its product as uncharacterized. The transcript is spliced from 3 exons. Bases 379 to 2634 code for a protein of 751 amino acids. Gene Ontology annotation, molecular function: N,N-dimethylaniline monooxygenase activity; NADP binding; flavin adenine dinucleotide binding. NCBI's taxonomy places the organism in Eukaryota, Fungi, Ascomycota, Sordariomycetes, Sordariales, Chaetomiaceae. The record is from RefSeq and is a predicted model, not a curated record.
AGCGUGACCACAGUUCUUUGCCGCCAAUCGAACAGUGCCCCAAAAGUCCCCCAAAACCACCUGAACCCCAACCUGGAAAUCCACGGAGGUUUGGUGCCCGCCCAACCUGGAAGAAGGACCCGAGACCCAGCCUUCCGUGUGCUGCCAGGGACAACUCAGCUUAGCCCGAGGUAGCCCGCUGGUCCAAUCUCCCUCCCUCCAGGGCGGCCAGGCUUUAUUUUUUUGCUGAGCUGCAUUGCCCUGCCGGCGGCCAGGCUGCUGCUGCUGCCCACCGUGUUCCGGCCCAGGGUGCUUCCGGCGGUCCGAUCCUGGUGCCGGCCCCUGAACCGCGGCCCCUGCAUCCCGGCCACCGGGCGGACUGCGUGCUCAUCCGCCGCCAUGCCCAAGACGGUUUGCAUCGUUGGUGCCGGGCCUUCCGGCCUCGUGGCCGCCAAAUCGUUGCUCCACGAUGCGCCCCGAGGCACCUUUGAUGUGACCCUGUUCGACGCCCAGACCCGGAUUGGUGGCCUGUGGCCCUCGCACAGGGACGACGCCAGCGGUCUUGUCCAUCCCCGCAUGGUGGCGAACCAGAGCAAGCACACUGUCCAGUUCAGCGACCUCGCGUGGCCGGACGAUGCCCCCCAGCUGCCCCGCGCCUGGCAGGUUGGUCAGUAUCUUGCUCGCUACUUGCAGACAUACUGCUCCGAGGCGAAUCUCAACCUUGGAUGCCGUGUCGAGAAAGCGGAGCCUUUGCAAAGCUCUAGCCGUGAUGGCUCGGGCCUGGGUUGGCGGGUGCAAGCUCGUACCCUUCAGGGGGAGGUCUCUGAGCAGACCUUUGACUACCUCUUGGUAGCUUCAGGGUUCUUUGGCAAGCCGGCCCAUCCCUCCAUCAGCCUGGGAGACGUCAAAAUCCCUGUCCUCCACAGCAGCCAGUAUCGCGACUUGCAGAGCCUCCUCAAGAACCCCGAGUCACCUGGUGGCAAGAUACUGGUGGUCGGGGGCCAGAUGUCCGGUGUCGAAAUCGCAGGUACCAUCGCAUCGCACCUCUCGUCUGCUGCGAACUCGCCAGGGCCAAGCCCCAUAGCGAAUCCCGGAAAAUACAGCAUCCACCACAUCAUCCAGCGGCCCGUGUGGGUGCUUCCGCUACACACUUCGCCAAAGCCCACCUCAUCUGCGCCUCCCUUUUUGCCGCUUGACCUGGGAUCAUACAACCUCGCCAACAGGGCCCAUCCACUCGCCAACUCCCAGGGGCACAUCUCGUUGGAAGCGGCAAAGAUCCUCCACUCCAUCUAUCAGACCGUGCUCGGCACUGACCAGUCGAUCUUCGCGCCUGCGGUGGCUGUUUCCACCGCCGACACCGACAACCCGCCGUAUCUCGCCGUCAGCGACCACUACAUGGACUUCGUCCGGUCCGGUCUAAUAUCCGUCUCUCGCGGCAAACUCCAGGCUCUUUCGGGUCGCGAAGCAACCGUCUCGCCGUCCAACGAGAAGAUCAGCGACGUUGCCGCCGUGGUGCUCGCAACCGGCUUCGAGGCGGCUUCGUCAAUCUCGUUCCUGCCCGAGUCGGUGCAGGAAACCUUGGCGCUCAAUCCCAAGGACCUGAACAACACCGUUGCGUUGGCAUUUCACGGCACUUACCAUCCGGAUGUCCCGAAUCUUGGCUUUGUUGGCUUCUACCGGUCCCCUUACUGGGGCGUGAUGGAGAUGCAAGCUCGCUUCCUCGCCGCCCUGUGGGCCGCCGGCGGCCCGUCCUCGCCCUCCCUGCCCGCCUCACUGAGGAACGCGCUGGAGCAAGAUAGCUCCAUCGAAAGGACCGUUCGUCUCCGCAGCGACCCGCGCGCCUCGCAGUUUCCCAUGGGCGACUACCCCUGGCUGAUGCAAGAGUUCGCUGCCGCGCUGGGGCUGGAGAUCUCUUCGCCGCUGGGGCCGAUGCCCCGGCUGCCCCCAGCCGGCCGAGAGAUGAACAUCCUCACGCCGGCGCGAUACCCGGCGAAAUCAGCCACCGAGCUCCAGCAAGCAGAGACCGCCAAGUCCCUCCGGCAGACCGAGGGGACCGCCUGGGCCGGCCUGACCUCGGCCCGGUUCCUCGCCAGGGCCGUCUUCCGCUCCCUGCUCGGCGAGUGGAAGCUCGAGCGCGAGCUGCGCAGCAAGCUUCCCAGCCACCCUAGCGGACACUUCAGCGGCACGGCCAAGUUCCUGCUGCGGGAGGGCACGCGGGACGGCCGCGAGGCCGAGUUCGACGGCGACGAAGGUGAUGGCGAGCCCGGGCUGGAAUAUCUCUACGUGGAAGAGGGCGACUUCACGGCCGCGAACGGCCUGAGCUUCCGCGCCACGCGGCGGUACGUGUGGCGGUACGACGAGCGGAAGGACCGGCUGAGCGUGUGGUUCGUGAGGACGGACGACCAGAUGCGGGCGGACUAUCUCUUCCACGAGGUGGAGUUCGUGGUUCCGAAAGAGGCGCACCCGGAGCAAGACAGUGGUGGUGAGACGGGCAAGGGCUGGGAGGCCACGGCGGGCCAUCUGUGCGUCGACGACUUUUACGAUGUCAGGUACCUGUUCAACUUCAAGGCCGUGAACUUGUGGGACUGGCGGCUGGCGUAUGCCGUCAAGGGGCCCAAGAAGGAUUACACGAUUGACGGUGUGUACAGCCGGUAGGGCAUUCGGGUAGAGUCUCCAAUAGAGGUGGGCCGUUCUUUGGAUUGCUAGGAUUCAUCUAUCUGGGUCCGGAGUUUGCGGGACUUUUGUGGUUUCGAUGCCACGUGCCCCGAUGUCAUGGUCUCAGUCCAACAUCGCUGCCACCGAGAACAAGUUUCAAUAAAAUCCGAGACGGCAGUUCCCACGGUAGUUUUCGCGGCAAACUAAGUCGUCAUAUGUUGACCAGAUCACAAAUCCAGC